Bombina bombina (fire-bellied toad) is the source of this 3026-nucleotide messenger RNA. RefSeq names its product derlin 1 (gene DERL1). Gene Ontology annotation, biological process: endoplasmic reticulum unfolded protein response. Gene Ontology annotation, cellular component: Hrd1p ubiquitin ligase ERAD-L complex; endoplasmic reticulum membrane. The record is from RefSeq and is a predicted model, not a curated record. The transcript has 8 exons. Gene Ontology annotation, molecular function: ubiquitin-specific protease binding; misfolded protein binding. Lineage: Eukaryota; Metazoa; Chordata; Amphibia; Anura; Bombinatoridae. Bases 95 to 850 code for a protein of 251 amino acids.
GCGCGUGACGUAUAGUGGAAGUAGACGGCCACAGCAGGUGACGUGACCUGGAGUCAGGGGCCGGUGUUCCGGUCAGUUAAAGCUUCUCAGCAUCAUGUCGGAUCUUGGUGACUGGUUUCGUAGCAUCCCGUUUAUCACCCGCUACUGGUUCGCGGCAUCUAUUGCUGUACCUUUAAUAGGGAAACUUGGUCUUAUCAACCCCGCGUACUUGGUGCUGUGGCCCGAGGUUUUCCUGCACAAAUUCCAGAUAUGGCGGCCGAUAACAUCAACAUUUUAUUUUCCUGUUGGACCUGGUACUGGCUUUUUAUAUAUGGUGAAUUUAUAUUUUCUCUAUCAGUAUUCAACACGGCUGGAAACAGGUGCGUUUGAUGGAAGACCUGCAGACUAUAUGUUCAUGCUUCUGUUUAACUGGAUUUGUAUUGUUAUAACUGGAUUGCUAAUGGACAUGCAGCUUUUAAUGAUACCUCUUAUCAUGUCAGUACUAUACGUUUGGUCCCAGUUAAACAGAGAUACAAUUGUGUCAUUCUGGUUUGGAACAAGGUUUAAGGCCUGUUAUCUUCCUUGGGUCAUUCUUGGCUUUAACUACAUUCUUGGUGGAUCGGUUAUUAAUGAGCUGAUUGGAAAUUUGGUUGGCCACUUAUACUACUUUUUGAUGUUUAAAUACCCACUGGAUCUUGGAGGAAGAAGCUUUCUGACGACGCCACAGUUUUUGUAUAAUUGGUUACCAAGCAGGCGGGGUGGUGUAUCUGGAUUUGGUGUCCCACCAGCAAGCGCAAGACGAGUAGCAGAAGAUGAACCUGCAGCAGGACGAAGGCAUAACUGGGGACAAGGUUUUCGGCUCGGAGAUUAAUGAAACGCACACUAAAACCUCUACACCAUGAGGAGUGUGUGCCAGAACGUUUUUGAUUUUCUUUGUAACGUUGAACUUUUGGACUUGAUCCGUAAGAGAACAUUUCUUAUGCAAGAGGUUGUAAGUGCAGACUGGAGAUGGGAACCUCAACACCCAACUUAGCAACUGCAGAGAUGAAGAAGUGGUAUCAUUGCUGUGCCGGAGUUACACUAUGUUUUGUAUCGGUUCUCCUCUAAGGCAAGAAUAGGCAGAACAGGCACACAUCUGGGAAAUCUUAUGGGAAAUCAUUCCCACUUUACAUAUUCAUUGCUAGUUUUGUUUAUGGACUGUUCUGUCAUUGAAAAAUCAAAGUGCAAGGACACUUAAUGUAUGUCUUAUCCGUAUAAUGCUGAUUCUCUGUUUAAUUAAAUCCACUUUUUUUUUUUUUUUUUAAACCCACAAAUAAAUAGCAAAAAUACUUUUUGAAAGCUUGAAUACCAGAUGUACCACCAUCAUUGUCAGUUAUUUUCAUUGGCGGAUGGAAGGAUAUGAAUCAUUUUAAGAACUUUUUAUAUGAUUUACUGCCGCGUUCUGGAUAUUGGAGCCUGUCCUUUUGCUGUAAUAAGAGAAGUUUUACAAUUAUUUUAAAAUUAAAGUUAAUAAAUUUAUGUAUCAAAUGGGUUUAGUGAAAUAUUUUUUCUUUGGUAAUUUGUCAGAUUUGUAACGUUCUUGUGGAACAUGCCUUUUAGCCAUAAAACUUACAAUAAUAAAUUAGUUUAACUUUUUUAAACAGAGUUAAAUAAAAAGAUGAAGAAAACAAGUAAUCUAUAAUAUGUAUUUUAAGAGGUUAUUUAGAGGGACAUUAAACACUUUGAGAUGGUAAUAUAAAAUGAUAAAUGGUAUAGUAAAAAAAAAAAAAAAUGAGUUUGUCCCCUUUUCUUGUAAUUCCAUUCUGAAAUUGUGAGCUUUUCAGUUCCUGUUAGAAAUGAAAGUGCAGAACACUGUUAAAUCCAGCACAACCAUUGGCUGCACACUCUAGUGACCUAUUUAAAACGGUCCCUAAAUGGCAACAGCAGAGAAAGUAACCUAAGUUACAACAUGGCAGCUCCCAUUGAUUUAUAGACAUUAAAACUUUACACUUAAUUUGUCACUAUUUAAGCAACUAAUGAAACUUUUAAAAAAAUCUACAUGUUAUUCAGACUAAUUUUUUCUUUGAAUGCAUCAUUCUAUCUAGAGUUUGUAUUUAAUUACCCUUUAAGAGACAUUAAAAAGUAAGCAAGUAGAAUAUUAUGUUGUACCCCUUUAACAGCGGUGGACAUACCCUGUAUGUCAAUGGUCCGUGUCGCUUCCAGGGCUCUAGAAGCAUAAGUCUUACCAACAGUAAGGCAUACAAAAAAAGUGUGGUCUCACCACUGUCCAUGAAAACAGCACUUCAAGAGCACUGGUAGCCCAUGUGACGGUCAACGUACAGUGUACAUCACUGUUUAGUAAUUACAUCACUUGUAUAUACAAUGUCAUUUUUCACAUAAAAAGACAGUUUUCCUUUUUUCUUUUUCUUUUUUUUUUAAGGCAAAGAUGUUGGUUAAAAUGGCCCUCAAUGCUUGUACCUUAAAGGGUCUAGUCUAGUCAAAAUUAAACGUUCAUGAUUCAGAUAGAGCAUGCAAUUUUAAGCAACUUUCUAAUUUACUCCUAUUAUCAAUUUUUCUUCGUUCUCUUGGUAUCUUUACUUGAAUGUAAGCUUAGGAGCACCUUGCUGAUUGGUGGCUACGUUUUAUACUUGGGGCCAACCUAAUUUUACAAACAAGGCUGAAUCGGCCUUUUUUCUCUCCUGUUACAUUAUGCAUUCAUUGUCUGGCAUUAUUCAAAUACUUUAACACAGGGGUUUAGAAAUGAAUAUGAAAUUUAAGAAGGUUAAAUACUAUGUAUUUUUUAUAUAAAUGUUAUGCAUAGCUCGCAACAAACUGAAGGAGAGACAUUUUACCAUGAGUUGUUGACAUCUUCAAAGACUUGACUAGGAGCAAAGAAAAUAAAUUUGCACCUAGUUAACCAAAAAUGCAAAUAUUAAAAAUUUAAAUAUUUACAGGGGCCGUGUGCUGUUUUUUUGUGUUUUUUUGUCGUUUUUAAUGUGUUCCCAAUCAUCCAGUUUGCCUGCUAGCGUGUAUGAAAUUGUUUAAAAUAAAUAGCUCCUUGAUCUUUU